Messenger RNA from Trypanosoma cruzi, 780 nucleotides. Its product is annotated as mucin-associated surface protein (MASP), putative. The transcript has a single exon. The coding region runs from base 1 to 780 and encodes 259 amino acids. The record is from RefSeq and is a predicted model, not a curated record. NCBI's taxonomy places the organism in Eukaryota, Euglenozoa, Kinetoplastea, Trypanosomatida, Trypanosomatidae.
AUGGCGAUGAUGAUGACUGGCCGUGUGCUGCUGGUGUGCGCCCUCUGCGUGCUGUGGUGCGGUGCCGGUGGUGGAUGUUCUGAAGCAGCUCCAGAAUCUCCGGCUACUGGUGUUUCCGGUAAAGACAAUAAUCUUGAAGGUAGAAACAACACAACUGAUGGCGUUGGAGGAGGUGGCCAAACCGGUCAACAGGAAGCAUCACAAACAGCAGCAGCAUCAUUGGUGCCCGUAUCGGGAACGGCACCGAACCCAUUACCGGCACAACAAUCCGCAGCAAAGGCAUCGGAAGUGGCAAAUGUAACGACGGAAAAAAACAAGGACACAACGAAAAAAGAAGGUGAAGCUGAUAAGCAUGAGAAAUUGAAGGAUGAGGAAGAGGAAGUGGAUGAUGGCAAGGAGGAGGAUGGAGGAGAGGAGAAGAAAAAGCAAGAAGAAAAAGAUGAUACCGGCACCACAAAGACGAAGUCAGCAGGCGGUCAGGAAGAGCCAAUCUCACCUUCUCGUGUGGAGGAAGCAUCGAAUAAAACAAAACCCCAAAGCACUCAAAAAACUGGCGACAAAGAUCCAGCAGCUGAUGGUGCAGGGACGCAAGAAGAAAAACAAAAAGAAAAUAAAGAAGCCAAUCCGAAAGAAACACCAGCCGAAGCCACAGCCAUGAAAACUACGACGGCGACGACUGGAGACAGUGACGGCAGCACCGCGGUCUCCCACACCACCUCCCCUCUAUUGCUUCUUCUUGUUUUUGCUUGUGCGGCUGCUGCUGCGGUGGUGGCCGCGUGA